CGUGGUGGUGUUUUUUUUUGUUAAUGCAGGAGCAGAGUUCAGGAUUGCACGGACCUCCUUUUCCCCUUUUCUGUGCGUUUCUGCACGCGGGUUCAGAACAAGAGGUGCAUUGCACGCACGCGCGCGCGUGUGUGUUUUCUAUUAUAUGUGCAUGCGUGGUAUCAGCAAGAGGUCAAAUUUAUUCGCCUUUUACCCUCUGUGCUCACAAGGGUGAUUUCUACCCGUGAAGUUGGCUGAAAUUCGCGUGCGCCGCCGCGAUAGAAAAAGCAGAUCACUGCGAAUCUACGUUCUGCACAAAAAAACAUGUACAAAAAGAAAGAAAAGAAAAUCUAGUGCCGGGACGGGUUUUUAGCAGGCUAAGCUACACGGCUAGUUGCUGCUACUGUAGCCGCACGGUGGGGACCGAGUUGUACGCGCGCGCGCGCACGCACGCGCGAGGAGAGCGCGGAGCACGCUGCUCACAAACCGGCCUGCAUUUGCACACAAAAAAACCGGGAGCUUUUACUUCUGCUUCUAAGGUUUGUUUCGGGUGGAAGCGGUUGCUGAUGGGAAGUGUGUCCGAGGCAUCUGCAGCUUUUAAUUAAAGUGUGCGGGUGUUUUUUUUUUUUGUUGGUUUUUUUUGAAGGCCCACGUACAUCCGCCAACUUGUUUCUUGUACUUGAAGCCGCGAGGAUUAAAUGGGAGUUGGAAUUGUGGCAUUACAACCUUUUUCAAUGAAAAGACUUGAGUUUGAGCUUUCUGUGUGUGCGCGAAUUGAGUUUAGCCUCCUUAUUUUUUUUUUCAUUGCUCGUAUCAUAGGAAGUAGCACCCAGCUGACCCAGAAAACAUAAAUCAAUGCUUCCGUGAAAAAUAGGACAUUUUUUCGAGCUUCAAUUGGGAGGUUGUUUCCUUUGAGAUAUUCCACAACUGGAGUUCUUCUCUUUUUUUCUUCUUCACUGCAUCACAGGAUUUAACCAUCAAAUGAACUGCGGUGCUGCUGAUUACCCUCCAAAUAAAGACACAUAGAUUUUUUUUUUUCCUCCUUCUUCUUGAAAUGCUCGUGGCUGCAUCAGGAGGUCUGGUAUAAAAAGCCCACAGUGGCCACUUCACUAUCAGUCAGGGAGGUCAGGCAGGAGGGAAGCUCAGGGGUUGAGCUCAAGGAGACGCACAAAGAGAAGCCCGUGUGUCGUGGUCGAGUCGGUCAGCGGGUCGCUGCUGCUCCUGCUAGAAGACUUUCGCUGGGCUUCUCGAGCGGCUCUGAAAGGAUGACCGCCGCGCGGUCCCGGUGAAACGAACGGCGUCUCAUGUCCCAAACGGCGGAAGGAUGGCUCAUGGCAAAGUGACCAUCGCGGUGGACGAGUACAGCUCCAACCCCACGCAGGCCUUCACACACUACAACAUCAACCAGAGCCGCUUCCAACCUCCACACGUCCACAUGGUGGACCCCAUUCCGUACGACAAUCCCAAGCCAGCGGGACACACCAGGUUUGUGUGCGUGUCUGACACACACUCGCGCACGGACGGCAUCCAGAUGCCCUACGGCGACGUGCUGCUGCACACGGGCGACUUCACCGAGCUGGGCCUUCCCUCCGAGGUCAAGAAGUUCAACGACUGGCUCGGUGGCCUGCCGUACGAGUUCAAGGUGGUGAUCGCCGGCAACCACGAGCUGACCUUCGAUAAGGACUUUAUGGCCGAGCUGGUCAAGCAGGAUUACUACCGAUUCCCUUCGGUGUCCAAACUCAAACCGGAGGACUUUGACAAUGUCCAGACGCUGCUCACGAACUGUGUGUACCUGCAGGACUCGGACGUCACCAUAAAGGGAUUCCGGAUAUACGGGGCGCCAUGGACCCCGUGGUUUAACGGCUGGGGGUUCAACCUGCCUCGGGGUCAAUCUCUGCUGGAUAAAUGGAACCUCGUCCCCGAAGGCAUCGACAUCCUGAUGACCCACGGACCUCCGCUCGGUUUCAGAGACUGGGUUCCUAAGGAGCUGCAGCGGGUCGGCUGUGUGGAGCUGCUCAACACGGUCCAGAAGAGGGUGCGACCCAAACUUCACGCCUUCUGAGGCAUACACGAAGGCUACGGGAUCAUGACGGACGGCUACACGACGUUCAUCAAUGCGUCGACUUGCACCGUCAGCUUCCAGCCCACCAACCCCCCCAUCGUGUUCGACCUGCCCAACCCCUCCAGCUCCUGAGACCAGAGGACAGCGGAGGAGGGGACCGGGGGGGAGGGGGACAAAAAAACGACUUUCUUUUCUAUAAAUAUGUCCAGUUGAAAAAAAGAAGAAAAAAAAAAGUACUAAGUGUUUUUUUGCAAACUUCUCCAAGCUGUCAUUGAGAAUGGGGGGAAUUUGGGGGGGGGGGUUAAAGGAGAACACCGGUGGUCUUUUUGUUGUCUUUAUUUCUAGUUGUGCUAACAAUGCUGUGUUCCCCCUCGGAUUUCUGUUUUUUUUGUUUUUUUUCCUACACACAUUCUCGUUGAGUCCGAAAAAACCCACUUCCACAUUUCUACAUCGACGGUCCACUUCCUGUUGAACAGCCUCACACAGGAAGUCACCCCGCCAAAAUAAGUUGCCUUAGUGCAGACGAGAAGAGAGCGUGGACACGGCUGUUCUUUUUGCGACGAUGAUGCCAUCAAGUUAUUUUCUAAUAAGCUGAUUUUCUGGACAUGAAAUCAAUGUUUCGGUUCAGUUACACACUUCAUAUCUGAUUCCUUCCUGACGUCAUUUAAUGAUCGCAAGAAAAGACAAUAUUCACGCUGUGAAUGUGCUAAAAAAAAAAAAAAAAAAAGCGAACAAGUCAACAGAAGUGUGCCAUGCAAAAUGUAUUCGGGGAACAACAGUCGCCAGUGGCACCGGUAUUCUCCUUUUUUGAGGGACUUUUGUGGUUAAACAAUCUUGCUCUUGAUAUUAAUAUUGGUCAGAUCUGUAAGAUAAAUGAUGCUUUGUGAAUUUGUACAAUUUCUUUGUGUUUGGUUUGCAUUGGCCGGACAAUGGAUGCCAUUGCUUCAUGGUGUAUCAUCUGAUAUUUUUGUGUUUAGCUCUUUUUUUUUUUUUGCAUUGUUUUUCUCGUCAGUUCCUCUUCUCUUAUUGGCUGACAGGGACGCUGCCUUAAACUAGCUUUAAUGUUCUCAGCUAGAGCCCCACUCUCUGCGAGCUCAGAGAGAGUCCUUAUUUAUUACCCCGCAAAACAACAGCUGACUAACGCAGGGACGGAAAGCUACCGAAAAAACAGCCCGGAAAACUCCCCUUGUAACACCUCGCUACGGAUUCCUGAUCUAAUUUGGAAAAUGUAUGUAUAAAAAAUAUAUAUAUAUUAUAUAUUCAUGUUGUAAAACAUCUGUACUAAAAGUUGUGGUUGACGGAAAAAAAAUAUGAUCUGGUGCAUUUUUCUUUUUUUCUGUGCGCGCCUGUACAAUUGACUUGUUUCUUUAACGCUCCCAUCGGACGCCCUUCAUGCGUUUGUAUAAUGUUUUUUGUAUCGACUCGCCCAGUGGGGGUGGACGUUCAUUUCGGAUGAGAGAGGAAGAAUUCGUCACAAUCCAACAGGUGCCGCUUGUACCCAACAACACGCCUGCCUAAGCCUGGUAAAGUUGUCCUUAAAAGUGUAACUGAUAGUAUUUGUGUUUUUAAUUGCUUUCUUUUUCUAAUUUUGCACUGUGUGUAAAUGCAAUCUUGCUAGCACAAAAAAAAAAUGUUGCCAAUAGUUGUCUCAACUUUGCCGCUGUAAAUGCUCUUUCUGUUCCUCUCGCUCUUUCUGAUUGUAUCCCUCUUCAUGGAAAUGUUAGUUCUCUCUUUCAGUUCAUUGUGAUAUAUUUAGCUGCCUUUAUAUGCAAAUAAAAUUGCAAGAUUUUUACUUA
Gasterosteus aculeatus aculeatus (three-spined stickleback) is the source of this 3837-nucleotide messenger RNA. It is a transcript of the gene mpped2a, whose product is annotated as metallophosphoesterase domain containing 2a. Gene Ontology annotation, molecular function: hydrolase activity. Lineage: Eukaryota; Metazoa; Chordata; Actinopteri; Perciformes; Gasterosteidae. The record is from RefSeq and is a predicted model, not a curated record.